Messenger RNA from Sycon ciliatum, 7013 nucleotides. RefSeq lists its product as uncharacterized. The record is from RefSeq and is a predicted model, not a curated record. Bases 344 to 5824 code for a protein of 1826 amino acids. Lineage: Eukaryota; Metazoa; Porifera; Calcarea; Leucosolenida; Sycettidae. The transcript has 3 exons.
GUGAAUGAGUCAGCCUGGAGCUGGCUAGUUCCCUGUUGCCCACAUGGAUCGAGUAAGCCGCUUGGCGGUCGACCCGUUUUGCGCUUUCUUACGAGAGCUCUCUUGGAUCUAGAAAGAUCUACUGAGGACUAAUAAUCGCAGUGGCAUGAGCUGGUUUCUCUGUCCAUCAGCCAAAUGGUAGUUAUUUUUUGUAGUGUUGACGGUGACACACUCGUCUCGGGCGCUGUUCGGCGGCCGCGUUGGUCUUGGCCGUUCCGGAAUUGAGCAGAUCAGUCUUCAUUCCAGUUCGCUUGGCGGCGUUUGCUCGACGAUUUUUUCGCUUCGUCUCCGCAAAGUCCACACAAUGCAACGCGAUCACGUGAUGAUGGCAGCACCGCGCCAGUCGCCGUGCGCCAUGCUCUCCACCACGACGACCACACACCACAGGCCGGGUAGCGCUGAGUGCACCAGCAGCUCUGCCUCCUCGUGCUCGCCAAAGUCCACCGCCCUGCACCGCUCGCCCGUGCAGCGCUCGCCGGUAGCCACGGUCGGUGAGGUGACGUCCGGUUUCAACACCGUCGGCACCGCUAGAGAUGGGUCUUCUUUGUACAACCAUUCGUCCGGCGAGAAGACGAGCAGUGACGACCAGUUCAGCUCGUCUCAGUUCAGCUCGCGCCAGCAGAGCCCCUCGAGCAAGCUGCGCAGCCCUUGCUUGAAGAAGGGCUCGUCCUUCUCCAGCAGCAUCACCUCCGGCGGUAUCAGCAUGCGCUCGUCGGUCAGCCACAGCCGCGAGUCGAGCGACAUGGCGGACGCCACGUGGCGAGCGCGCAUGCACCGCUUCCACAGCGUCAGCAAGAGCAACUUAGCGCAGGGCCUGUCUGGCCAGUCCUCCCUGGACAGCCUCUGCAGCCACUCCAUCGUCAGCCGAUCCGACUCCAGCAUCUCGAGCAGCAUAGCCGCGCAUCUGUCGCACAAUGCCUCUAAGAACAGCCUGGACUUCCCCUGGAAGCCGUACAACGCGGCACAGCUGCACAAUGAGCAGCAGCAUCAUCAGCACUAUCCGCGGACCCAGCAGCAGCAACAGCAGCAGCAGGGACUGCGUCACCAGCCCUCGUUUCCCCUACAGCAGCGUUGCUCGCAGCCGCUGGAGACGCGGCCCCGCGCCGCCACUGUAGACCGUGGCGACCGAUACCCGCGCUAUCAGAGCAGCAGCUGCACCCAGCUGCAUGGCAUUGGCGAUAACACGGCUCUGGGUGACGUGCUCGACGGCUCUCUGACUGAUCGCCUCGGCAAAGGCAGGCACCGGUCGCGCCUGGCCCGCGCCUGGCACAGACUCACUCCCGGCGGUGGCGGUGGUGGUGGCAGCGUACGCAGCACCAGCAACAGCUCUAGCUGGAACAGCCUCACGGCCAAACGGCGCUCCGUGCCGCAGAGUCCUCGCUCCGCUAGCUUGUUCUCCUCGCUGCCCUCGUCAAACCAGACGAGUGUGGAUUCGAAUGGCAGCACGUCGAUUGUGGGCACGGCGUUGCGCGCACGCUGGGCCAGGAGUAGAUACAGUGAUAGCACAAGUGGAAGCGGCAGCUGCACCAGUCGUAGCCCGUCGGUCAGAGCUGCCAACAGCCUCACCAGCAUCAACGACCUCUGGACAUCGCAGCUCUCCUACCAGCACCAACAGCAGCAGCCGCAGCAGCAGCAGCAGCAGCUGUACCACAAGCGCCGGCUGCUGCAGAACCAUAAGCGGCAGCUGUCUCAGCCGCAGCUCCGCAACGCGCCUCACCGCGCGCUUGCUCACACGGCGUCGGCCGCUGUAUCGCCGCGCCACGCACAGUCCCUUGACAGUAUGAUACACCUGCCGCUGGAGGGCUGCUGCCACGUCAAGAUACGCCACGACCCGUGCGAACGCCUGCCGGCCGUGCGCCAGAGCUCGUCGAGUAGCAGCGAGGAGGGCUCAAGUCUUCCAAAGACCUUGACCACCGCCGCUACGCCAGUGCAGGAUUCGCCCUGCCUGGCCCCGAACAGCGCCGAAGUGUGCGGAUCGUCGACGGAGACGCUGUUCCAUCGCGCCGCCGUCGACUCUACCGGCAGUGCCGGCGCCGCCACUGCCAAGACGGCGAGAAGCGUUUCGCUGAGUGACGGUGGCGGCAGUGCCGAGUCGCCCGCACUGCGGCAGUCGCCCGCGUCGUCAUCCCCGUCCGUACGGCUACGUAGCCAAUUGAGUGUUGGCAAGCUGGCCGUGUGUGACGAUCAGCCGGAGCAGAAGCACCGCUGCCUGUCUGCCGAGGUUGCCUCGCUCUCCGGAGACUCCGAAGACGAAUCUCGAGGUCCUUCGGCGCCCCCGGCUAUCGUGUCGCGCGUUCGAGGGAAGUCAGAAGGCGCUGACAAGGACGACAUCAGCAUCCCGCUCGGCCGCACUGUCACCAAGCGUGAUUCCAAGCACGCCGAACUCAAGCUCGCGCCCGCUGCCAUUGCAUCGCUAUCUCACAAGCUACACAGAUCAGACCCGUGCAUCUGGUACGCCGUUGACGGCAAGGCGAGAGUCUGCGCCAACAGCUUCAGCAUGUCGCCGUGGCUUCCCAUGCAGGACGGCAGUUCGGCGACUCUCAGCUCGCGCAAGAGCAAGGUGAAGAAGCUGUGGCGUACGGUGCUAGUCGCCCGACGUAUCAUUCCCCGCUCCUCAAACCCGGCAGUUAACCAUGGCAACGGGGCGAGUGAUCCGACGAUCGAUCGGCAGAAGAGUUCUCGCUCUUCCAUCUUCUCCUCCAGGAGGAGCGUUGCCGUUGGCGACAAAGAUGCGCACGCGGCGCACGAUGAUCAAUGCUCGUCAUCGCGAACUCCACUCGCAACCAGUUUGUCUCGCAGUAUUGCCGGAUCGAGCGGCAGCAGCGCUAUCGCCCCGGACAGCAGCAACACCAUUGGCAGUUCUCCUGCAGCUACUGCUGCCGAUCGGCAGGUGGACGCGGCACAGACGUUGCCGCCGGAGAGCCUUGAAUCCGUGACCAGCACGCACAACAAGAACUGGCGCACGUCGGAGCAUACUCUGUGCGGCAGUGUGAGUUCGGUGCCAACCGGACCUGGUUCUAUCUCCGGCUCCGCCUCCGGGCCACAGUCCGGGCAUAGCUCGCAAACCCAUCACAUUACCAGCAUCGUGGCGGCGAUGAAGAAAACAAGGGGUGGUGGUGGCGGUGGUGGUGGCAGAGCGGGGUCAAUGUCCCCUAUGGAGUCUCGCCGACACAUGUCGAUCUCGCUGGCCGACUUCCGCGCCUCCUGCCUCACCGGCCCGACGGCGGAGAGCAGUGCUCCGCGUGGUGGAACGUUGAGCGGGCGUGUCAGCAGAGCCCUAGGUGCGUGGGGCAUGUUGUCGCGCAAGGACAGUAAGAGCGGACAGAUGCAUCAGGUGCAGUCGCUGGAGCAUGUCGUGCAGAGCUCCGCCACCGCGGCGACGACUGCCACGCCGUCCAAGCAGACACGCUCGUCGUCCGUCAGCGCCAUGAAGUUCGGCCGACGGUCUCACUCGCUGGCCGAGACGGCGGUGUCGACCAGCAGCCUGUCCUCCGGCCUGCACCGCCGCUCCGACUCCAUGGCAUCGACGCAGAGAGGUAGUCGCCCGUCGGUGUUCUUCCGCUCCCUGGGGCAUGCCAAGCGUCUUUUUCGCCGUCGCCUGACCAGCCGCGAGUCCAACAACGGCUCGUUUCAUAGCGGCAGCAGUGCCGGGCGGCGUAACAACUCUAACUUGACGGACGACUGGCCGCUUGACCCUACGCAAUCCAAGGCCAGGGUUUCCGGCGGUAGUGACGACGUCUUUGCAGAUUCCGCCGGUGAACAGCAGCACAGCGGUAGCGCUAAGCCAGCCGCCGUAGUGGCGCAGCCCCCCGAUACGGACAAUAACCUGCAGUUUGGCAUGUCGGCGAGCAAGAGCUCGUGGUCUCACUCGUCGUCGGAUGCCGCUCCCUCCACGUGCUACAACCCCGGCCUGGACGAUCUUGGACUCAGCUACACUCUGCCGGCCAGCACUAACCGCAGUGGCAAUCGGCAGCAACACCUGGCAACGUACCAGAACAUGGGCUUUGCUCAGUUGCAGGAUCCCGAGUGUUUGUUGCCGGACGACGAGGACCCCUGGACCGAUAGCCCACACCAGCAGAGCAAGGCACGUGGGGCCAAGACGCGCAUUGAACGCUUCGAGGAAACGCGAGGUUCGCCUCCUCAGUCGGCAGCCGAAACGUAUUCCGAUGCAGCCGAGCAGAGCUCCCCGCCUCGUACCAGGAGCUCGAGUAGAGAUCUCGCGGCAACAGCAGUGCCUCCACCAGCUCCAGCUCCCCCAGCAGCAACGAAGGCAACGGCUGAAGAAGUAGCGGCCGCCGCAAAUGCCAAACCCAAGGCGUCGCAGAAGAAGAGGUCGAGCAUCACCUCCACCUUCCGCCGCGGCCUGCUGAAGCGUACGUCUUGGACGAGCAAAUCCGACCUUGGCUUGGCGGCUUCCUCCAAAGCUAGCACUGGUACUUCACGACAGAGCAUCCCAGAAGCAAGCGGCGACGCCAAGCAAGCCAAGUACACCAACAUGCAAGAGGAACUGACGUCGGAGAUUUCAAAGGCGAGAAGCCGCUUGCGCUCCACUCGCACCCUGCCCAACAUCAAACAGACCGACGAGGACGGUAGCCAUGAUCAGACUUCUACUCCGCUACCACGCACAAAGCCAGCGCUACCAGCAGUGAUAACGCGCAGAGAACAGUCGAGUGCCGCCGCCGAAGACGCCACCACCAUCGCCGUGACGGUCAUCACUGCGUCCUCCUCCACCGCACUGCUCAAGCAGAAGUUUGAGCAAAUGGCCAGCGUAAACGCGGUGCAGCCGCAGAAGCUGCGCGGAUCUGGUGGCUCCGUGCGCCCGCAGACCCAGUCGUCCACUAACGCAGCAACGUCCUUCGGGGCGAAGAGCGGCGGAAACUCGACAUCGGGCACGGUCGCACGCUCCCAGUCGUCCACCGCAGGUCUUCGCAAGACCCAAUCCAUGGGCUUUGCCGCCUUGAGUAUGGAUAUGAAGGCCAGGGCCAUUAACGAUACGUUUGGCAGUGCCACUGGUAUGAAGGGUAUGCAGGCCUCCGCCGCCAGUACAGCUAGCAGCCGCGCUGCGCUAAUGCGCAAGCAGCGCGCAGCAGGCGGUGGACAGCAGGGCAGCACUGAUACCAACAAUAACACCAACGGUGGAGCGGCCGGUUGUGGUGGCUGCACUGCCUGCACCGUUGGCCACCGCGCCGCCGCAUCCGCGUCCACGACGACGACGACUCACGCCGACAGUGCUACUGCUGGUGGUGCUGCUGGUGGUGGUGGUGAUGGUGACCAUGGAAACGGUGGCGGCGGUGACCAAACCGCGAUAACGGCUGCUUCCAGCACCGCCGCCGCCAGCACCAUAGCCCAUCGCACGGUGUCGGCGCGCAUGCGACUGGGCAGUCGCGGCUCGUCCAUGCGGGUGCGGGCCGGCGCUCGCGAGCGCAUCACGCGCCAGCAGUGCAAGGACCUGAUGGCGGGCAACUACUCGUCACGCUUCCAGACCAGCUCUGCCUCUGGCUCCGGUGGCAAGGGCGCACCCGCGGAAGGACACUCGCCGCUAAGCAGAGCGAAAAGCGUCGGACCGCCGAUGGCAAUAUCGGAGCAGGGCGGUGAUGAUGGCGAUGCCAACAACAAACCCAACAACAACAACAACAACAACAGUAAUAGUAACGGCAGCAGCAGCAGCCACAGCAAUUCAAACGCAAUGCUGCAGAAAUUGGCUAGUAUCGACGACGCGGCUAAGAGUAAGAGCCCCGUUAACAGCACUCUGGGUGAUGAUGGCGGUGUGGAGAUAGCUUUGUAGACUUCGCACAAGAAGAGCGAACACUCACCCAGUGGUGUGUUUUCAUCUCCACAAAUGAUGGUGCCCUGGAAUGGACGGUGGCUGCAGCGUCUGCCCUGUUUCGAUCGUCUGCCCUGUUUCGAUCGUCUCCAAGUACAAGACAAGCCCGAGCCUGUCACGUUGCUCUCUCUGUGAGUAAUUCAAGGGCAGGACUCGUGGCUAUGGAUGGCCUGGACGGUCCGUCGUGUUCGAUCUGGCCGUGCGCUUUUCGCUGCCCUCCGCGCCGGUGUGUGUGUGUCAUUCUCAAUGCCCCAUCCUUAGUGCAUUACAGUGUCCUUCUAGCCUGGUCUGCGACUGUGUUGCGUGAGGUGCUGACACCGGAGAAGACAGCUUCUGCUCCACUGCCAUGCCGUCAUCUAGAGCUUUGUGAAGCUUUGCACAUUCCUCACGAGUCUUGCCAAUUGUUCGUGCAGUUCUUUUUCCUAUCAGGGCUGGCCCCCUUGUGCGCGUGUGUGUGUGUGUGUGUGUGUGUGUGUGUGUGUGUGUGUGUGCGUGUGGGUGUGUGUGUGGGUGUGUGUGCACGCAUGUGCAUGUGUCUCACUUUUGGUCGUCUAGAUUCCUUUUAUAAUUUUAUCAAGGAGAAUCUCUGUAGGGCCCUCAAGACAGUUGUCUCCCCAACCGGACAGGAUCAUCCAUAGACGCAGUUUGAAUAGUUUGAUUAAACUUCCCCUCUCUUUCCCCCUCUCGUCCAGCUUAUGAAUUUCUAUUUUCCAAAGACAAUAUUUACUGACCUCCCCUCUCCUCUCACGGGUCUGCCAUCCUGUAUAAUAUGGCGGUGACUCGCGCCGAAUUUGUGCAUCAUCCCCGCUCAGUUGUCAUGCCCAACGCGCAGAAUUGCACGAGCGUGCACACCGCACUCGCAUUCUCGCAUUCACAGGCGCUGCGCAAGGGCACCCUUGGCGAUCAUCAUGUCUUUUUUUUCCCCGUCGCUGUCUAUUCUUGAGUAUUUUUUUUGCAUCGCAUUUUUUGAUUACCACCUUUCCGUACUAUAUUAUUCACAGUUUCACUAGCCACAUGUACAAAUGCUCUCCUGCACGCACACAAGUAAACACAAACGCACGCACACAUGUACACACACACACACACACGGACACACACACACUCCCCUAAGUCGGGGGCGUACUACUUCACUUCCUAUUUUUUUCAUCCG